Molecule: messenger RNA, 741 nt
Organism: Pocillopora meandrina
Lineage: Eukaryota; Metazoa; Cnidaria; Anthozoa; Scleractinia; Pocilloporidae
Source: the annotation of a GenBank genome assembly
AGUCUCAACCUCCAGUCCUAUGAGGUACUGUGUUUUGAAGCUCUUCACUGCUCCAUGAAUCACAUUAAAAACAUUCUGGAAGAAAUUCCACAUCACAUUUCUGACAUUGAUACACUAAUAAAACUUAAAGAAAUACUAGCUGUCCAACUUAACAAAGAGAAAAAACGAGGAGUAGAUUAUCACAAGACACUAAUCUACUUAACUAUAGCCCUUUACCAGACAACAACCCAUGAUGUGAGAGCUUUGCUGGCCACCUUGUGUGAAAUGGUGGAAAUUUUUUAUGCCCAGGACAGAAAGAGGUCACCAAAGUUGAUAUUAAGGUUGCAUAACCUAUGCUGGAGGCAUGCAAUUUUGUGCUGAAAAGUGAUGACCCCAACUAGAGCCCAAACAAGCAGAAAGCUCUUUGGUAUAUACUUCCAUGCAUGUGUAUCUCAUUCCGCCUUUCUUCUCUGUCUUGCUUCACACCGUUCAACUAAUGCAGAAAUGUUUGAGAGGUUGUUUGAGGAGCUGACCGACAUCACCAGGAAGACCUGGAACAACCGAGUUGAAAGCUUAGUGAGCAAUGCAGUUCUGCAUAUGCAAGCAGAGAAGACUUCAGGAGGAAACACAGCUGUGACCUGCAUCAUCAGGCAAGAAAAGGAAAUCAGCAACAUCAGCAAAGCCCUACCAAAGCUGGGAAACACAGUUUUACCCAAAGAUGUCAUCAACACACAUGCUAGGCACUGGGAGGCUCACCUUUAG